Molecule: messenger RNA, 8195 nt
Organism: Zonotrichia leucophrys gambelii
Lineage: Eukaryota; Metazoa; Chordata; Aves; Passeriformes; Passerellidae
Gene: SYNRG
Product: synergin gamma
Exons: 23
Coding region: 25-4239 (1404 amino acids)
Cellular component (GO): clathrin coat of trans-Golgi network vesicle
Molecular function (GO): protein binding
Source: RefSeq, a predicted model, not a curated record
CAGACGGCGGGGCCGAGCGCGAAGAUGGCGCUGCGGCCCGGGCCCGGCGCGGGGGGCGCCGGCGGGGCGGGCGGCGGAGCGGCCGGGGCCGCCAGCUUCAUGUUUCCCGUCGCAGGCGGUUUGGGCCCCCCCCAAGGGAUGAUUCCUAUGCAACAGCAAGGGUUUCCAAUGGUUCCUGUCAUGCAGACCAACAUGCCAGGGAUGAUGGGAAUGAAUUAUGGCUCUCAGAUGCCUCCUGGACCCAUGGCCAUGCAGGGUGGCAUGGCCCUGGGGCCCAUGCCAGCAGCUGGAAUGCCCUACAUGGGACAGGCCUCCUUCCUGGGAAUGCGCCCCGCCGGCCCCCAGUACGGCCCCGACAUGCAGAAGCAGUUUGCAGAGGAGCAGCAGAAGAGGUUUGAGCACCAGCAGAAGUUCUUAGAGGAAGAAAGAAAACGGCGGCAGUUUGAAGAGCAGAAACAAAAGCUGAGACUUCUGAGCAGUGUGAAACCCAAGACAGGUGAAAAAAGCAGAGAUGAUGCUUUGGAAGCCAUUAAAGGGAACCUAGAUGGCUUUUCUAGAGACGCUAAAAUGCACCCAACACCAGCAACACAUCCAAAAAAGCCAGAUCAUCCCACACCAUCCCAUUGUGCUGUAUCUGUUUCCCAUUCUGCUUUUCUCGAUGAUGAAGAAUUUAGUGACUUUAUGCAAGGGCCUGUUGAAACCCCCAAACUGGUGCCUCAGUCCACCUCUCAGCCUUUCCAUCCUGCCUCUGAGGCUGGGCAGCUGCUUUCAGAGAGGGCUGUGCUCCAUCCUGUCCCUCCAGCCCAGGCUCCAGUGCUAUCCACCCUGCAUGGUACAGCUGGGCAGGUUCCUUAUUUUCCUACCUCUGCAUCUCCAUCCAAUACCCAUAAAACAGGCUCUUCCUUGGAGGAGAAAGCCUUAGCUAAUGGCUCAGAUGAAUCUGAACAAGAGCAAACCAAAGUUAAAACGUCCGAAGUUGGGCACAAAGCCUCGGCUGCAAGCCAAGCCCAUCCCAGUCCCACCAGCAGUGACUGGGAUGUUGUAGGUGGACAUGAAAGUGGUCCCAGUGCUGCUGCAGAGGUGCACAAGGCUUCAGAACAAAACAGAGCAGUUGAAGAGUGUGGAGUUGGAGUGUUCCCUCCCCAGGACCCCAUCCAGCAAAUGAUGCCUCCCUGGAUUUACAACGACAGCUUGGUCCCAGAGCUGUAUAAGAAAAUCUUAGAAACCACUCUGACUCCUGCUGGGAUCGACACAGCCAAGCUCUACCCCAUCCUGAUGUCCUCAGGACUGCCCAGAGAGACCCUGGGGCAGAUCUGGGCCUUGGCCAACCGCACCACGCCCGGGAAGCUCACCAAGGAGGAGCUCUACUGUGUGCUGGCCAUGAUAGCAGUGACCCAGAGAGGGAUCCCAGCCGUGAGCCCUGACGUGCUGAACCAGUUCCCGGCCGCGCCCGUCCCCACCCUGUCCGGCUUCCCGGUGCCGCUGCCCGCCGGGGUGAGCCAGCCCCCGCUGCUGCCCGCGGCUGCGCCGGCCCCCGUGGGGCUGGGCAUGGGGCCCUCCGUGAUGGGCAUGGGCAUCCCCGGCCCUGCCCCGGCCCCGGCUCCAGCCCCGGCCCCGGCUGCGGCGGGAGCAGCUCCUGCACAGCCCUCCGGAGCCUUCCUGCCCUCCUACCCGCCCGGCCAGGUAGUAAAACCAGAAGAUGAUGACUUCCAGGAGUUUCAGGAUGCCUCCAAGUCUGGCUCCCUGGAUGACUCCUUCACUGAUUUCCAGGGGGAGGCAGCCAAAGCAGCCAGCUCACAGCACCGCAGCAGCGUUCCUUCUUUACUAAUGCCACUCCCAGGUACUAAGCCACUUUCACCAGCUGACAAAUAUGCUGUGUUUAAAGGAAUGGCAGCUGAGAAGCCUUCUGAGAGUGCAGCUGCUUUUGGAGACGGAGGGGACAAGUACAGUGCUUUCCGGGAAUUAGAGCAACCAGCAGAAAGCAAAUACUUGGGAGAGAACCUUGCAGAGUUCAAGCCCACAGGAGCCGACGAUGGUUUCACAGAUUUCAAAACCGCUGACAGCAUCUCCCCGUUAGAGCCACCCUCCAAGGACAAAACCUUCCCUGCACCCUUCCCUCCUGUGCCAGCUCAGCCAAAACAGCCAACACAAGCCAAGACCCCUUUGAACCUGGCAGACUUGGAGCUCUUUUCCUCUCCUGGAGAAAACAAGCAGCCAUCCUUCCCACCUGCAUUCAACACCUCAAAGCCGGGCUCCUUUCCCCCUCCACCCCUUCCCUCAGCCUCUGCCCAGCCAGCACCCAGCAAAACUUCAAGCUUAGCUGAUGACUUUGGAGAGUUCAACCUCUUUGGGGAAUUUUCUAACGGCGCAUCAGCCAGUGGACAAGAUGACUUUGCAGAUUUUAUGGCGUUCAACAACAGCGGCGGCUUUUCCGAACAAAAACCCGAGGACAAAUACAAUGCACUGAAGCUGGAGGGCAGCCCUGGUGCUCAGGCUGGCUCCUCAGGCAGCACAGUGAAGGGUGGGCAGAGCUCUGCCACCACUGCUACGCCCACCAAGUACGACAUCUUCAAGCAGCUGUCCCUGGAGGGCCCCGGGGCGGCCUUCGAGGAGGGCAAGGACGGCGCGCUCUCCUCGGCCAAGAGCGACGAUGACUUUGCUGACUUCCACUCCAAGUUCUCUUCCAGCGGCGCCGAGAAGUCGCUGGUGGACAAGGUGGCAGCUUUCAAGCAGGCCAAAGAAGACUCUGCUUCGGUGAAAUCCCUGGACCUGCCUUCCAUCGGCGGCAGCAGCGUGGGCAAGGAGGACUCCGAAGACGCGCUGUCUGUUCAGUUUGACAUGAAACUGGCUGAUGUGGGAGGAGAUCUUAAGCAUGUCAUGUCUGAUAGCUCUUUGGAUUUGCCAACAGUUAGUGGCCAGCAUCCACCAGCAGCAGAUGUGGAUGACUUUAAGGGCGGCCCGUUUGGAAGCUGUGCUGGUGGCUCUGCACUCGGCAGCCUGGCGAGCUCCGACAGGGACCUGCAGGACAGGGACAGGGACAGGAGGCUCCCCUGCGCCGCCACCGCCGUCCUGCAGAAGAAGGAGACCUUCUUUGGCAGCUCAGAGAACAUCACCAUGACCACGGUUUCCAAAGUGACCACCUUCUCCAGCGAGGAUGCUCUGCAGGACGUUCCCUUCGCGCCCUUUGCCAACUUCAAGGACUCGGGGCCGGUGUCCGGUCCUGGUGACGACGACCUCGGGGACUUUGGGGACUUUGCCAGGCUCCCCUCGGAAGCUCAGGAUGCAGCAGCAGCUGACACAGCCCUGGGCAAUGAUUUCCCCGCUGGAGCCUCCCCUGAGCUGCGCAGAGAGGCCACGGAUGACUUUGGGGAGUUCCAAAGCGAGAAACCAAAAAUCAGCAAGUUCGACUUCUUGGUGGCCACUUCCCAGGGCAAGGUGAAAUCCAGUGAGGAGAUGAUCAGGAGUGAGCUGGCCACCUUUGACCUGUCUGUGCAAGGGUCUCACAAGAGGAGCCUGAGCCUGGGGGACAGAGAAAUCAGCCGCUGCUCGCCCCUGGCAGCCCUGGAGCAGCCCUUCAGGGACCGCUCCAACACGCUGAGCGAGAAGCCAGCCCUGCCCGUCAUCAGGGACAAGUACAAGGACCUCACGGGGGAGGUGGAGGAGAGUGAGAGGUAUGCCUACGAGUGGCAGAGGUGCCUGGAGAGUGCCCUGCAGGUCAUAAAGAAAGCCAACGACACCUUAAAUGGAAUCAGCAGCUCAUCUGUGUGCACUGAAGUCAUCCAGUCUGCCCAAGGCAUGGAAUAUUUACAGGGGGUUGUUGAAGUCUACAGAGUCACAAAGAGGGUGGAGCUGGGCAUCAAAGCCACUGCAGUGUGCAGUGAGAAGCUGCAGCAGCUGCUGAAGGAUAUUGAUAAAGUGUGGAACAACCUGAUCAGCUUCAUGUCCCUGGCUGCUCUCACGCCAGAUGAGAACUCCCUGGAUUUCUCCUCCUGCAUGCUGCGCCCCGGCAUCAAGAACGCGCAGGACCUUGCCUGUGGGGUGUGUCUGCUGAACGUGGAUUCCAGGAGCAAGAAAGAAGAGAAACCUGUGGAAGAGCUUCCCAAAAAAGCCUUUAAUUCAGAGACAGAUAACUUCAAGCUGGCAUAUGGAGGGCACCAGUACCACGCCAGCUGUGCCAACUUCUGGAUCAACUGUGUGGAGCCCAAACCCCCGGGUCUCAUCCUGCCAGACCUGCUCUGAGAGCAGCUGCACUGCAGGUGGAGCCUUGGGCUCCCCCUGCAGCACCUGGGGUAAUGCUCUGCUGGAGGCCAGCCUUUCAAACCUUUGGGGUUGAUUUUUGGUCCAAAAAUCAACAGAUUAAAGCCACUGUUACAGAUGGGGAAGAAUUCACUUGUAAUGGCCAAGGUUUCAGGAAUAACUGGAUAAUAUAUAGUAUGGCAAAAAAAGAAAAAGAGUGGCAUUUCAGUCUUUGUGAAGAUGCAAACGUUAUCCUGUGCAAAAGCAGCCUGGGAACCAUGUGCACAAAGCUGUGCAUGGGAGAGGCCAGCAUGGAGCUUCCCUGAGAGCCUGGGGUGCUGGGCUGGUUUGCAUACAAACACCCACUGUAAUACUUGAAGUCUGCAUUUGCAAGCAAAUCUUUUCCUUACCGUUUUUGGGACCCAGACCUUGAUGUUCUGUAAGUAUUUGCUGCUGUGAUAUCACAGCACAUGAAUCACACAGCAUCCAGGCAGGAUGAAUUAUUGACUCAGGAGAAGCUGCUGGGUGCUGGUGCUUGCACUGCUCUGUGCUGGAAGUUGUGCUGGAUGCAGAACUGGUCAGUGCUGGAGGGUGAGGACUGGAAAACUGCUGGAAUUUUCCCUGUGCUGUGUGCAUUCUGGAGUGCAGGCAGCUGGAAUUUCAAACUCCACUCUUUGUUGUAAAUACAGAUAAACUUCCCUGGCUCUGUGCUGAGCUCCAGGCAGGGUUCUGUCUCUCCUGACCCUUUGGGAGCUGUGUGGCUGCAGCAGUGCUGAGAGCUGGGCUCUGCUGAUGCAGCACAUCUGUGCUCUGGAGGUUCUUUCCCUUUUUUGGCUGUGGAGAUGCUGUUCCUGCUGGGAUGGGAUGGGAUGGGAUGGGAUGGGAUGGGAUGGGAUGGGAUGGGAUGGGAUGGGAUGGGAUGGGAUGGGAUGGGAUGGCUCUGUGUGAUCCUGCAGUCUGUGCUACCUGUAGCAACGUGUUCUGUGACUCACAGCUGGCUCCUGCAGCAGGGAGUGGGAUUGAACAGCCAGAGGGAACCAGCCCUGGAAUCUGGUGGUCUCAGCAAGCUGUGCUUGAACAGCCAUUGUGUCCCUGCUGCUUUGUGCCUCUCUGGACAGGUUUGUGUCACAGACUCUCACUAAAUGUCACCUGGUUCCUCCUUCAGAUCCAGUAUCCAGAGGACAGUGCAGGCAAUGAAGUGCUGGUUACAGGAUUUAAACCUGGGGCAGCCUCAUGGUGUUACAAGAGCCAUCCCACCCCCUGUCUGGGGCUGCAGGGAAUGCAAUGGGCUGUAAAUCCAUAGGGUGCAACUCUCUCCUUAAUUCCUUGGCUUAGUCUCUCACAUCUGUUCCUUUCCUCCAGCCUCUCCAAGCUAAUCCUGCCCCCAUUACCAGUACCUGACACUGACCUGUGGUUAUUUGCUGAAACAGAAAUUACAAUGAGGAAAACGAUGCUUUGUAUUUAAAAAACAAACAGGCUUAGUUAUAUGAAACUAUUAAUUAGCCCAAAUGAAAGAAUCUUGGCUCAGAGGUGUCUGGCUCCUUCCUUACACCAAUUACAAUAAAUCUCCUUGCUGCCUCAAAUUAGCUCAUUCAUGAAAUGCAGCCCCGUGUGCCUGCAGCUCCAGCUGAUCCAGAGGCAGAUUUCCCGUGCUCUGCUUCCCACAUCCUGCCCAGCAAUUUCCAAAAAUGCAGGAAGACAGCUCCUUGCUUCUCUCCCUUUGUUUUAUCAGGUGGGAAGGAGCUGCAGCAGCCCAGCUUGUGCCCACAGCCCUUGUGCAGCACAGUGAGGUGCUGUGCCCUCAGCAGUGUUCCCUCAGCAGCCUGGGGACAGGGAGAGGCUGGUGCUGAGGGAAUGCUGUGUUGGGAAAUGGGAUUUUAUGUCAGCCACCAGCACUUUGCUAGAGAGGAUUUUGUCCCCCUUAAUUGAAAGAAGAUGCCACAAAUAAGAGGCCAUGGUGUGAAGCUGUCACAGGGGCGUUUCCAUGCUGGUUUUUCAGCACCUGUCACCAGCUCAGCCCCUCUCGUGUCCUUUGGCCCAUGAAAAAGGGAAGGACAUUUCCAGUUCCAGCUGCAGCAGAGCUCACUGCAGGGUGGUGGCACCAUCCUGUCCUUGUGGGGCAGGGAUGCUGCUCCCAGCUGCAGCCCUGGGCACACAGGGAGGGUUUGCAGGGAGAUCCCUGGAUGGAGGCAUGGCACAGCAGGACCAGCUGCAGAUCCCAGCCAUCCCAGUGACUCCCUGGAGCAUUGGAGCCUGGACAGAGGCACAGCAGGACCAGCUGCAGGUCCCAGUGACUCCCUGGAGCAUUCAGCAUCCUCGGGUGCCGCUGCCAGCCAGAGCCCAGUGUCCUUCCAAGCUGUCUCCAAGGUGACAGGAUUGUCACAGCCCACCUUCCCUCUGCCUGGGCCCGAUUUCAGACCUGUAACUCCUUUUCCUGCAUGGAUUCUCUCACUGGAGAAGAGAAAUGAGGUUUUGUUUGGUUUUUUUUAGCUAGAUAAAAGGGGCUGCCUUGGCGUGACCUGUGCAAAGUGGGGUUUCUGUCUCUGUGUGUACAUUUGCAGCUCUGAGGAUUUAUUUGCUCAGUUAUUUAACGUAUUUAUGGCUUAACCCCGUUGUGUUCCUGGUGCUCCCUGCCCUGGCAGCUCCCCCUGGUGCUGGGGCUGCUCCAGCCUCUGCCCUGCCCUCCCUCCUGGUGUUGGCUGUGUCCCUGCAGUGGCCCUGGGAUGUCACUGUGCCCUGGCACUGUCACCUGUGCCCUCUCCAUUCAUUCCAGACCUUUCCUGGCUGGGUUUGGUGUUGGUGUGAGUCCCUGCAGCCCUGGGAUGUCACUGUGCCCUGCCAUUGUCACCUCCUGCCUUCUCCAUUCAUUCCAGACCUUUCCUGGCUGGGUUUGGUGUUAUUGUGAGUCCCUGCAGUGGCCCUGGGAUGUCACUGUACCCUGCCAUUGUCACCUCCUGCCCUCUCCAUUCAUUCCAGACCUUUCCUGGCUGGGUUUGGUGCUGGCUGUGAGUCCCUGCAGCCCUGGGAUGUCACCUGUGCUGUGGCAUUGUCACCUCCUGCCCUCUCCAUUCAUUCCAGACCUUUCCUGGCUGGGUUUGGUGUUGGUGUGAGUCCCUGCAGUGGCCCUGGGAUGUCACUGUGCCCUGCCAUUGUCACCUCCUGCCCUCUCCAUUCAUUCCAGACCUUUCCUGGCUGGGUUUGGUGUUAUUGUGAGUCCCUGCAGUGGCCCUGGGAUGUCACCUGUGCUGUGGCAUUGUCACCUCCUGCCCUCUCCAUUCAUUCCAGACCUUUCCUGGCUGGGUUUGGUGUUGGCUGUGUCCCUGCAGCCCUGGGAUGUCACUGUGCCCUGCCAUUGUCACCUGUGCCCUCUCCAUUCAUUCCAGACGUUUCCCCUGCAGCAGCUGCUCCAGGCUGGGCUGGUGGGAGCAGCUCCUGCCCUGAAUCCCUGCAGAGGCUCGGGGUGAGGGGCUGAGGUUCAGCCCAGGCUGAGCAGGAGCCCCUGCACACCCAAGGGCUGCUCAGAGCCCUGGCAGCUGCACUGGGAACCAUGAACUUGAAACAAAACCUCUCUUUCCAAUAAAGCUGCUAUUGUACAAACUGCUGCUUUGGAUUUGCUUUUGAUUCUGCACCUGUAUUUAAUUCCAGUUCUCAGUGUUAAAAUAGGAAUGUCAUAAUUUUAUGAAGGAGAGCAAUCAGAAAAGUUCUCUUUCUAUUGUGAUUCUUCUCCUGCCCUCUGGGCAAAUGUUAUUUUGCUUCCAGAAGUGGUUUUGUGAUUAUUAUUUGGAGCUGUUUGGGUUUGUGCUGUGCUGGAGUUGCUGCUGAUAUUUUAAAUCCAGUGAGAAUAAGUGUUAUUAAUUGACUUUAGUACCUUGUUUACUCCCUUAAUUCCUGCAAUGAUUUAUAAAUCCUGUGUUGAGAUUCAAACCUGGUGUUCAAUAAAAAGCUCGUUUCAUAUCUGA